Drosophila suzukii is the source of this 3983-nucleotide messenger RNA. RefSeq names its product dosage compensation regulator mle (gene mle). The record is from RefSeq and is a predicted model, not a curated record. Lineage: Eukaryota; Metazoa; Arthropoda; Insecta; Diptera; Drosophilidae. Gene Ontology annotation, molecular function: RNA helicase activity; 3'-5' DNA/RNA helicase activity; double-stranded RNA binding. Gene Ontology annotation, biological process: positive regulation of transcription by RNA polymerase II; regulation of mRNA processing. Gene Ontology annotation, cellular component: intracellular anatomical structure; cytoplasm; nucleolus.
AGUGUGUGUUAUUUCCAACCCCCGAUCUUAAGAAAGUUCAGAGGUUUACAAGUUGACUCUGCAAUUGAAUAUAUUGAAGAAUAUGGAUAUAAAAUCAUUUCUUUAUGAAUUUUGCGCGAAGUCGCGUAUUGAACCUAAGUUUGAGGUUCGUCAAACGGGUCCCAAAAACCGUCAACGUUUUCUGUGUGAGGUACGGGUGGACCAGAACAACUACAUCGGUGUGGGAAAUUCUACUAACAAGAAGGAUGCUGAGAAAAAUGCGUGCCGUGACUUUGUUAACUAUUUGGUGCGUGUCGGCAAGCUGAAUGCCCAAGAUGUGCCGGCGGAUGUGGUAUUCGGCGGGAGCAGGACCAGAUCAGGUCCUCAGGGCGGGGGCGCGUCUCUGGGAGGACAGCAGAAGCGCAUGUUUGGUGCCCAGUCCGGUCCCCAGGAUCUGGGUGAGGCCUACCGCCCCCUGAACCACGAGAGCGGUGGCGACAGUAGCCGCUUUAACAUUAUCGACCAUGUCCAGGAGCAGAAGGACAUGAACGAAGCUGAGUCCAUUGAUGUUAACGCCGCUAUCCAUGGCAACUGGACCAUAGAGAAUGCCAAAGAACGUCUGAACAUGUACAAACAGGCAAACAACAUCCGCGACGAUUACAAGUAUACCCCAGUGGGCCCGGACCAUGCUAGGAGCUUCAUGGCCGAGUUGUCUAUUUACGUGCCGGCGCUCAAGCGCAAAGUGACGGCCCGCGAGACGGGAUCCAACAAGAAGUCGGCCAGCAAGUCAUGCGCCCUGUCCCUGGUGCGCCAACUUUUCCAUUUGAAGGUAAUCGAGCCUUUAGCGGUACCUAAAAAAAAGAAGGACGAGGAACUGAAACCAUAUCCAGUGAAGCUGGCGCCCGAGCUGGUGAACAGCAUAGACGAGGUGAUCCAGGUGCUAGACCUUCCUGUCGUAAACCCACGCAAUAUAAAAAUGGAGUCGGACGGCGCUCCCAUUCCACUGAUUGUUAACGCAAACCGCAUUGACUCUAUCCAACAAGAUGGGGAGAAACGUCAAGAGAGCUCGGUUAUUCCGUGGGCCCCUCCUCAGCCAAAUUGGAACACGUGGCAUGCGUGCAACAUCGACGAAGGUGAAUUAGCAACCGUCUCUAUAGAUGACCUUUCUAUGGACUUCGAACGCUCGUUGCGAGAGCGACGCCAAAACGACGCUGAGUAUCGAAAAUUCCUCGAGUUUCGCGACAAGCUGCCCAUAGCAGCCAUGCGUUCCGAGAUUCUAAGCGCCAUUAAUGACAGCCCAGUGGUAAUCAUUCGUGGCAAUACAGGAUGCGGCAAGACCACCCAGAUAGCCCAAUACAUCCUAGACGACUACAUCUCUUCCGGCCAAGGUGGCUAUGCCAAUAUUUACGUAACCCAGCCUCGCCGCAUUUCAGCUAUUUCUGUGGCAGAGCGUGUAGCCCGUGAGCGGUGCGAGCAGUUGGGCGACACUGUCGGCUACUCGGUGCGAUUUGAGUCAGUUUUCCCACGGCCCUACGGCGGAAUCCUCUUCUGCACUGUAGGUGUGUUGCUGCGCAAGCUGGAGGCGGGCCUACGUGGAGUAUCGCACAUUAUCGUCGACGAAAUUCAUGAGCGAGAUGUGAACAGCGACUUUCUACUGGUGAUACUUCGCGACAUGGUCGACACCUAUCCGGAUCUGCACGUUAUUCUUAUGUCGGCCACUAUUGACACGACGCUCUUUUCCAAGUACUUUGGAGGCUGUCCCGUUCUGGAAGUGCCUGGCAGGGCUUUUCCAGUACAGCAGUUCUUCUUGGAGGACAUUCUUCAAAUGACUGACUUUGUCCCCUCGGCGGAAUCACGCCGAAAGCGAAAGGAGGCAGAGGACGAAGAACAACUUCAGCUCUCAGAGAACAAGGAAGAGAUAGAGACCAACUUUAACAAGGUUUGCGAAGACAAAUAUUCAGAUAAAACACGCAACGCAAUGGCUAUGCUUUCCGAAUCGGACGUUAGCUUCGAACUCCUGGAGGCAUUGCUGGUGCAUAUUAAGUCAAAAAACAUUCCUGGUGCCAUCCUAGUGUUCCUGCCCGGCUGGAACCUGAUAUUUGCGCUUAUGAAGUUUCUGCAAAAUACGAACACUUUUGGUAAUUCGGCUCAAUAUCGCAUUCUGCCUUGCCACUCGCAGAUCCCGCGAGACGACCAACGUAAGGUUUUUGAUCCAGUGCCAGACGGCGUCACCAAAAUCAUUCUCUCCACCAACAUCGCGGAGACUUCUAUUACAAUCGACGACAUUGUCUUUGUAGUUGACAUCUGUAAGGCGCGCAUGAAACUCUUUACUUCACACAACAACCUUACCAGCUACGCCACCGUAUGGGCCAGCAAGACCAAUCUAGAACAGCGAAAGGGUCGAGCUGGACGAGUCCGUCCGGGCUUCUGCUUCACGCUCUGUUCUCGUGCCCGCUUCGAAGUACUUGAAGAUACCCUUACUCCAGAGAUGUUCCGGACUCCGCUGCAUGAGAUGGCUCUCACCAUUAAAUUGCUCCGCCUUGGCGCCAUUCACCACUUCUUGUCAAAGGCGUUGGAGCCACCGCCAGUUGACGCGGUCAUCGAGGCUGAGGUGUUGUUACGGGAGAUGCGAUGUCUCGACGUCAACGAUGAACUUACACCAUUGGGCCGCCUUCUGGCACGCCUUCCAAUCGAGCCGAGACUGGGAAAGAUGAUGGUGCUCGGGGCGGUGUUUGGCUGUGCCGAUCUGGUGGCCAGCAUGGCCUCCUACUCCAGCACCUUUUCAGAGGUGUUUAGCCUGGACAUUGGCCAACGCCGCCUGGCAAAUCAUCAAAAAGCGUUGAGUGGAAGCCAGUGUUCCGAUCAUGUGGCCAUGAUCGUGGCCUCACAAAUGUGGCAGCGAGCAAAACAACGAGGUGACCAGGAGGAGGCCCGCUUCUGCGACUGGAAGGGUCUGCAAAUGAGUACUAUGAACGUUAUGUGGGAUGCAAAGCAGCAGUUGCUAGAUCUGCUUCAACAGGCCGGAUUUCCAGAAGAGUGCAUGAUACCGCACCAUGUAGACUCAGAGACUAAUGGCGAUGACCCGGUACUGGACAUGUCGUUGGCUCUGCUAUGCCUGGGCCUCUACCCCAACAUUUGCGUGCACAAGGAGAAGCGUAAGGUGCUAACUACAGAGUCCAAGGCGGCGUUGCUCCACAAAACUUCAGUGAACUGUAGCAACUUGGCCGUUACCUUUCCGUAUCCGUUUUUCGUUUUCGGAGAGAAGAUACGCACGCGCGCCGUUUCCUGCAAGCAACUAUCUAUGGUCUCGCCUUUGCAGGUGAUGUUGUUCGGAUCGCGCAAAAUCGAUUUGGCAGCCAACAGUAUAGUGCGCGUUGACAACUGGGUUAACUUUGAAAUGGAGCCGGAACAUGCUGCCAAGAUCGGGGCCCUGAAGCCGGCACUAGAGGAUCUUAUAACGGUCGCCUGUGACAAUCCGGCCGACAUACUGCAGCUGGAGGAACCAUAUGCCAAACUGGUCAAGGUGGUUAAGGACCUCUGUGGAAAGGGAGCAGGCGAUUUUGAACUGCAGCGUGAUUCGGGAAUUUUGCCGCACCAGUCACGUCAGUUCAGUUCCGGAAGUGGACCAGCCAAACGAGGUCGUUUCGAUGGUGGUGGCGGCAGUGGUGGACGCUUCGCUAACAGAGGUUUUGGCGGUUAUGGCAACAGAGGAAACAGCAGCUUCGGUAGUGGGGGAAUUCGUGGUUUUGGAGGCGGUGGAUAUGGAACCAACGGUGGGGGGUAUGGAAACAAUCCAGGCUUUGGAACCAAUAGAGGAGCGGGAGGCGGCUUUGGAAACUUUGGAGGAAGCAACGGUGGUGGAAACCAAACUGGCAGCUGGGGACGCUUUUAACGUAUAAGGUUCGUUGAUGUCUGAAUUGAAAAAUAAGUGCACACUAAAAAGCGUGACCUUUGAUUUUCUGAUUGAAUUUACGUGGUAUAUAAAUAAAAGACGUUUAAUCUCA